AUGAGAAAAGAUCUCGAGGAACUUAACGAAAUAUAUAAUUGUCUCGCUUUGCACGCUAUCGCAAAUAUUGGUGGUAGGGAAAUGGCAGAUUCCUUGGCCAAUGAUGUUCACAGGCUUUUAUUGUCCCAAAAUUCAAAAAGUUUUGUUAAGAAAAAGGCCGCAUUGACCCUUUUGCGUUUGUACAGAAAACAUCCAGAUGCAAUUCCUGCUGCAGAUUGGGCUGAUAGAAUUAUUAUGCUGAUGGACGACAAUGAUCUAGGCGUGACUUUGUGUGCCACAAGUUUAGUAAUGACACUGGCACAAGAUAAUCUUGAGGAAUAUAAAGGAUGCUAUGCCAAAGCAGUUGAUAGGCUGUCAAAGAUUGUUGUGGACGAUGAAUACUCACCGGAUUACGUAUAUUAUAAAGUUCCUAUACCUUGGUUACAAAUUAAACUUCUUCGGUUAUUACAAUAUUACCCGGCUUCAGAUGAUCGUGAAACUCGAAACAAAUUGCAUGGCGUACUUCAAAAGAUACUAAAUAAUUCUCAAGAAACACCAAAAAAUGUUCAACACAAUAAUGCACAGAAUGCUGUUUUAUUCGAAGCCAUAAACCUUGCUAUUAAUUUGGACUCGGAAUCCCAGAUCGUCAAUCAAGCGGCAGCUUUACUUGGAAGGUUUAUUACAUCUAAAGAGACCAAUGUCAGGUACUUGGGGUUAGAAACGAUGGCUCAUUUGGCCACGUGCGUAGAUUCAUUGGAAUCAAUCAAAAAACAUCAAGAAACUAUUUUACUAUCCUUACGUGACAAAGAUAUCAGUGUGCGACGUAGAGGGUUGGAUCUUUUAUACAGCAUGUGUGAUGUUACAAAUGCGAAGGUUAUUGUUUCCGAAUUAUUACGAUAUCUUAAUAUUGCGGAUUUUGCUUUAAGAGAAGAAAUGGUGCUCAAAAUAGCAAUUCUGACUGAAAGAUUUGCUACAGAAUAUCAAUGGUACGUGGAUAUCAUCUUGCAAUUGAUAAGUAGUGCAGGCGAUCACGUGGGCGAAGAAGUGUGGUAUCGUGUAGUGCAGAUAGUUACAAACAACGAAGAACUUCAAGAGUACGCCGCAAAAACAGUACUGAUUCAUUUGAAGUCACCUUCCUGUCACGAAAAUUUAGUUAAGAUAGGUGGAUAUAUUCUGGGCGAAUUCGGGCAUCUUAUAGCUAAUAUAUCUGGUGCCACUCCUAUUGAGCAGUUUCGCGCUAUUCAUUCAAAAUUCGGAAUGUGCUCCCUACAAACUCGCGCUCUACUUCUGACCACCUAUUUCAAGUUUAUCAACCUUUUUCCGGAGAUCAAGGGGGAAAUAUUGUCCGUUUUUAAUCAAUAUCGCCAUGUAUUGGAUUCAGAGUUGCAACAGCGAUCCUCCGAAUAUAUGGUUAUGGCAACUAUGCCGAAUGAUGACAUCCUGCAGACGGUCUGUGAGGAAAUGCCACCAUUCCCUGAACGUGAAUCUGCUCUGCUGUCAAGGCUGCAUCAGCAACAUUCAGAUACUGAAGAUAAAAGAACUUGGACGCUUGGUAGUAAAGAUAUAAGCAAAGAAAAAGAGGUUUCUCGGAUAUCCUUUAUAAGUAGGAACAAUUCUUAUGAUUUCAAGGGCAAAAGCGAAAGCAGUGGUAAUGGCGAAGUCGACCUUCUAUCUGAUUUAGAAGGACUUGAGAUAAGCAAAGAAUCAAGUUCUUACACUGCCUCACUGACAACUUCUCAAAUAACUCCGGGAUCGGAAAGAUGGUUAGGAAAAUUAUUAUACACAAAUGAAGGUCUAUUAUAUGAAAAUACGCAUAUUCAAAUUGGCUUGAAAUCAGAAUAUCAUGGUCAUUUAGGGCGGCUUGCUUUAUAUUUUGGCAACAAGACACAGACAAACAUUACGUCUUUUACUACGCUUGUUGAGAAUGUCAAUGAUCUCUUGAUUACCAGUCCCCAAAAACCUUCAACAAUAAUAUCGCCAGUUAAUCAAAUUCAGCAACUCUUUCAUAUGGAGUGUCGAAAUGUUUUUAACGGAUUACCAAAUUUGCGGGUAUCAUAUAUUUCGGGAACCAUUCACACAAUAGUUUUAAAACUACCUAUUCCUUUGACGAAGUUUAUGGAACCUAUUCAACUAAAUGGGCCAGAAUUUUUUGCUAGAUGGAAACAAAUUGGCGGCAAUCAGCGGGAAAAACAAACUAUUUUCAAAUCAGCUAUUCCAAUAAAUAUUAAAGGAAUCCAUAGCAUGAUUUCUGGAUUUAGAUAUUAUAUAUUAGAAGGAGUAGAUCCAAAUCCUAAUAAUGUUGUUGGAGCCAGUGUAUUGCAUACUUCUGAAGGAGGCAUGAUUGGUUGCCUCUUGAGAUUGGAACCUAAUAUUGAUGCACAG
Messenger RNA from Acaulospora colombiana, 2361 nucleotides. The record is from the annotation of a GenBank genome assembly. Lineage: Eukaryota; Fungi; Glomeromycota; Glomeromycetes; Diversisporales; Acaulosporaceae.